CCCCCGCCGCCGCCGCCGCCGCCCGCGCCCCCCGCCGGCCUGCCCGGGCUGCCGGGUCCCCCGGGCAGGGCGUCGGCGCCCCAGGGCCUGCUCAGCCCGGCGCCCGGCCCCGCGCCCGCCAGCCUGGGCCUCGGCCUGGGACUCGGGCUGGACGGGCAGCGCCAGAGAAGGCGAGUCGCCUCCCAGCGCUGUUCUCUUGAGUUCCUGGAAGACGCUGUGGGAUGUGCCUCGGUUCAAAGAACCAAGCACAUUUCCGGAUCCCCAAGACACAAAGGCUUGAAGAAGACCCACUUCAUCAAGAACAUGAGGCAGUAUGACACCAGGAACAGCAGGAUCGUGCUCAUCUGUGCCAAGCGGUCCCUAUGUGCGGCCUUCUCGGUCCUGCCCUACGGAGAAGGCCUGCGGCUCAGUGACCUGAGGGUGGACAGCCAGAAGCAGAGGCACCCGUCCGGCGGCGUCUCCGUGUCUUCUGAGAUGGUCUUUGAGUUGGAGGGCGUUGAGCUGGGAGCAGACGGGAAGGUGGUGUCUUACGCCAAGUUCUUGUACCCUACCAACGCCCUGGUCACACACAAGACAGACGGCCACGGCCCGCCACCCCAGCCCCGGCCCAGCAUCCCCCGCGCUCUGCCAGGCUCAAGAUACAAACCGGCCCCGGCCAAGUCAGUGCCAGCUGGCACGGAACUAGGCGGCGACGCUGGGGACGUGCUGGACUACAAUCCCGACCUGCUGGACGACCCGCAGUGGCCCUGCGGCAAGCACAAGAGGGUCCUCAUCUUCGCCUCUUACAUGACCACGGUGAUAGAGUACGUGAAGCCCUCUGACCUCAAGAAGGACAUGAACGAGACCUUCCGCGAGAAGUUCCCGCAUAUCAAACUGACCCUGAGCAAGAUCCGGAGCUUGAAGCGCGAGAUGCGGAACCUUUCUGAGGAGUGCAGCCUGGAGCCUGUGACCGUGUCCAUGGCGUACGUGUACUUCGAGAAGCUGGUCCUGCAGGGCAAACUCAACAAGCAGAACCGCAAGCUGUGCGCCGGCGCGUGCGUGCUCCUCGCCGCCAAGAUCAGCAGCGACCUGCGCAGGGGCGAGGUGAAGCAGCUCAUCGACAAGCUGGAAGAAAGGUUCCGAUUCAACAGACGGGAUCUCAUUGGGUUCGAGUUCACGGUGCUGGUGGCCUUGGAACUCGCGCUCUACCUCCCCGAGAGCCAGGUGUUACCUCAUUACCGACGCCUCACGCAGCAGUUCUAGUCAAGGCCGGCCCCACUGCCCACACAGCCCCGGUGCAGGCAC
Molecule: messenger RNA, 1284 nt
Organism: Lontra canadensis (Northern American river otter)
Lineage: Eukaryota; Metazoa; Chordata; Mammalia; Carnivora; Mustelidae
Gene: CABLES2
Product: Cdk5 and Abl enzyme substrate 2
Exons: 10
Biological process (GO): regulation of cell cycle
Source: RefSeq, a predicted model, not a curated record